This is a messenger RNA of Neurospora crassa OR74A, 3185 nucleotides long. RefSeq lists its product as hypothetical. Lineage: Eukaryota; Fungi; Ascomycota; Sordariomycetes; Sordariales; Sordariaceae. The coding region runs from base 297 to 2582 and encodes 761 amino acids. Gene Ontology annotation, molecular function: protein binding. The record is from RefSeq and is a predicted model, not a curated record. The transcript has a single exon.
CCCGACCCCAGUUUCCUGCCACAUCCCUCCUCACUUCAUGACUCGAGUUCUCCCCAUUCUCCCCAUACUUCCCCGCCCUCCACGAAUCUGACGCCCUGACCACAUCGACCUGAGUACGAUCCAAUUCGCCAGUAACCGCGAUUGCAUCGAGUGCCAAUCGAGUGCGCAGCAGCCAGCAGCUUGUGAUUGCGUCUUCUCUGAGCUCUUCUUCAUCGAAUUGCGGCCGACACUCGCGGGGAACAGGCAAGAAAAGGUUGGCUGAAUGGGCAGGCCAUCAUGUUGGACGGCGGCAGCUCAUGAAAGUCUCCAGCCGAUUUGAAGGGUCGAUAUGCGGCACCAUCUUCUUGCAUCGUCCGUCGUGGAAUUGGUCUGCCAUUGCCGCCUCCGCAACCGCAAUUGCUGCCACCAGUUCCGUGUCGCAAACCACAGCAUCCAUCCAGCUCGGUGACCAAGGCAGCGGACGAAGAAGACAGGUUGCGACAGCAGGCCUCGGCCCAGUACAACAACGACGGUGCUUCCACGGCAGCUGGAGCUCACAAAGUGGUGGCCUUGUCGAUGGGGUCGCGAGGAGACCCAUAGGCGGCUCCACCGGUUGCCCGCUACUGACCACCCCAUCCCUGCGGGUAACUCCCACCAGUCUGUCCGGCACGAACAGCAGACGAGCACUCGACUCCAACUUCUUCCGCUAUUCGGUCUCUGCUCCCCAAAAGCGGAGCCACACGGCGGCGGCGGCGGCGGCGGCAGCCCCGGUCCCUGACCCCGUUGCCGCAGCUGCCCCCGAACCCAGUGCCGAUCAGAAGCCCGCCGACUCUGUCUUCUCGGCCCCAUCCGCGCUACAUGACGAUCUAUCGACCGAGUCCCACUCGGGCGCAAACCCACAAUCACAAGAGCUGCCCGAAUCCCACAGUGCGAAGCUCGGUCAUCUCACCAAAGAAGAGCUGCUUGAACUGGUAGAUCCCUAUCAUGAUCUAGAUGGAACGGUCGAAGACUACCUCAAGUUCAUUCGCGAUCCUUACAUGCAUAAUUAUGCGCCCGCUGAUAGGCCCCGGUUCACCUUUGUACAAAAUGAAGAUGACUACGAGUAUCCAGGCCCGGACGAAGUGGUUGGACUGGACGAAUUUGGCCAACACACACUGAGCGAUCUCAGGUUUGCUGUACUCGUGCGGCUGCGCACUCCACACAAGGUUGACCUUGACACGAUCUACGACCUCUACCAGCAACUGCCGGAACCGCGCAUGCCCUACAUCAAUGGUCGAUUGCGACAUCAGCUCCUAAAAGCAUUAGGGCAGCCUCAGCGGAGAAACUCCAAGUCCAUGCUGCGGUACUUCGCCGUCAUAGCGGAUGUGAGGAACUGCAGCAUGCCCUUGACGGCAGGGGAGUGGAAUUGCGCCAUCUCUUUUGCAAGCCGAUAUGUUGGCACUGUCACCGAAACUCAGGCGCAGUCUGCCAUGAGACUGUGGCGCGAGAUGGAAGUCGACGCUGGCAUCAAGGCGACCGAGGUAACCUUCAACAUUUUGUUUGAUGUGGCCUCGAAGGCUGGCAACUUCACUCUCGCUGAAAUGAUUUACCAAGAAAUGGUCAGUCGUGGGCACUAUUUCAACCGCUAUCACCACGUAAGCUUGAUCCAUUUCUUUGGGCUCAAGAGGGAGACUGGUGGACUGCGCGCCGCGUUUCGGGAGAUGGUUGAGGCCGGCGAGAUGAUUGACACGGUUGUCCUCAACGCCGUCAUAUCUGGACUGUUGCGAUCGGGCGAGGAAGCAGCGGCCGAGCGUAUUUAUGCUCGCAUGGUGGCUUCUAUCGCGAAGUGGUCGGAGGUGUCAUUCCCAACCCGGAGCUAUGCCAGCGAUCGCGCCAUCACCCAGGCGCUGAAGAUGAUGGCCCGGGUUGCAAAGAAAGCUCCCGAGUUGCAACACAGCUUUCAAGAGAUGGUACCAAUGCAUCCGAACCUUCGGACGUAUAGCAUUCUGGUCAAAUAUUACGGCGUUCGGUGCGGAGAUCUCUCCCGCGUGGCCAAGUACAUCGACGAUAUGAAGCUGUUUGAUAUCCCUGUUCACGGCUCCAUCUUCAAGGUUUUGUUCAGAGCUUUUGACCGUCAUGGAGGUUACGCAACUUCAGCAUGGAGCGCGAGGCGGUUAGAAUCAAUCUAUUCGGCCCUGCUAGAAGCCAUAGAUGCUGGACGCACACUUAUUCAUGACUCGGCCCCUCCACCAGUUGACGAGGCAGCGUUUACUGAUGAUCAAGCUCAAGAAACCCAAUUUCAUGAGCCAGUUCAGGUCCAGCAAGAUCAUAUCCAGGAGGAACACCUUCCUGAUAUUUACGACGAUGAAGCUGAACUCCCCUUCGAAGAGGAGGAGUACCAACAAAAGAAAGAAUGGGGUGUCGACCGGCCAGGCAUAGAGAUCAAGACCUGGCUGGCCAUUUGGGUCCUGCGCGCAUUCAUGCGAUGCACAAACGGCGACAGAGUCGUCGAAGUCUACGACCAACUCAGGGCCCGCUGGGAGCUCAGUGACAAGGACGAGUUAUUCAUGGCGGACUUUUUGUCUUCGCUGCUCAUCAACGGAUCAAGAAGAGGGAAAUGGUAAUACAGUACAAACACAUCACGACAGAAUAUUGAGACAGACACAGAGACAGACAAAGAGGUCUGGCAACGGGACACAGAACGUCACGGACACUACCAUGAGCUAAUGAUGCUUAGGCACAGAUUUUACAUAUUUACAGAGAGUUGUUGUUGCUUGUGUUCUUAUUUCUUUUUUUUUUUAAUCUCUUUUUAUAAUGGCGUCGGUGAUGGUUGGACGUCAAAUGUUUCUUGUAUAUUGCUUUCUUCUUUUUCUGUUUUCUUCGCUUACCAUAGACGCGGACCAGUCGCGUAAUAUCUAUGGGCAUUUGCAUGUUUGCGAACCAGAAGGGCACGCUUAACGAGCCGGAGUUUGGACUCUGAAGAAUAUUUAUGUGGAACUCCGAAGAAUAUUUGUGUGGUUGCAUGAAUGAUGGAAGUUAAAGGCAGCAUUUCAAGUGAGGGACAACCACCCACCAUUAGACUGGCCUUCGGUUCUCUUAUUCACUCUUGAAAAUGUCUUCGCUGUAGCUUACAAAAGCUGGUAUCAUUAUAUGCAUAGAACUUCCAACUCCCUUCCCGACUUCCGUACCUACUACAGUCCAAUCCCAAGUAUCUCACAUCAUUAAAC